This is a messenger RNA of Colletotrichum spaethianum, 1575 nucleotides long. Its product is annotated as transcription factor SFP1. Gene Ontology annotation, biological process: regulation of DNA-templated transcription. The record is from RefSeq and is a predicted model, not a curated record. The coding region runs from base 1 to 1575 and encodes 524 amino acids. The transcript is spliced from 4 exons. Gene Ontology annotation, molecular function: DNA-binding transcription factor activity; sequence-specific DNA binding. Lineage: Eukaryota; Fungi; Ascomycota; Sordariomycetes; Glomerellales; Glomerellaceae.
AUGUCAGCACCAUCUCCCGGCGACCCUAUGGAGAUCACCUCCACCAACGCCAGCAGCACUUCGCCAUCGAGCAAAAACAACGACGCAGACGCCAACGGCGCAUCAAAGAACACUUCGCCCACCGACCAAUCCGCCAACAGCUCCGUCACCAUGCCCGCCGCGCCCGCCGCCGCCGCGGCGGCUGUUCACCAGCCCAAGAUCGUGCAGACGGCCUUCAUACACAAGCUCUACAGUAUGCUUGAAGAUCCUAGCAUCCAGCAUUUGAUAUCGUGGUCGGCGAGCGCCGAGAGCUUUGUCAUGUCUCCAUCGGCCGAUUUCUCCAAAGUUCUUGCCGACGUGUUCCACACCACGAGUCCCGAGACCGCGUUGUGGGAGUUCAAGCAUGGAAAUGGCAACUUCAAGAGAGGCGACCUUGUUGGCCUACGCGAAAUCAAGCGCCGCGCUUCUCGUCACGCUCUCGUGCAUCGAGAAUACCCAAACACCAAGCCGAGCCCGUCACAGCCUGGGACACCCGCCGAGCCGAUGCCGCCCCCUAACGAUGGCUCCGAUCCGCGAAUGUCUGGGCUCGAGCACACUCUGUACGACCUCGGCAUGCGAUUGCAGAGGAGCGAAGAGAAUGCUCAUUACAUGCACAUCAAGCAACAGGCGGUCAUGGAAACCAUGUCGCGACUCCUUCAGUUCAACCAGGAGCUGUCGAGGACGGUUCUAAGCUUGGUCCCGAGCCCCGACAACCCGGUGCACCGAGAUGUUCUGAACUUGCAAGGUGAGAUGGCAAGACAGGCAGAUAUGCUCCGGACUAUCGACGAUCCCCAGGAAUCGCCAUUCGCAAACAGUCGAGCGUACUUUUCCAAUGUCGAGAACGCACCCGUCUCCCCGCGGCAGAUGCCCCAAGACGAUCCCAGGCGGAGUGCCAACCUUGCGGUGCCCCAGCCCAGAGGGCAGAAUUUCUACCGACCUCCUGUGCCCUCGAACCUUUCCAUCAGCACCCGACGGCCGUAUGGCUCAAUUGGAGGUGGCACGGCGCCACAGGCCUCGUCUCCCUUGCGGGGGGCGCCGCCUCCACCACCCCCUGGACCGCAUCCCUUGGCUCAAGUUGAGCCGCCUCCUGGAAGUCUCGCAAGACGUCACACAUCUGCUGAUAUUCGCGCACACGGCUGGCAACCAAGCGCCCCGCCGCCGUUUGCCUCGGGCCCUCCGUCUGGGCCACCCUCGGGGCCAUGGCCAUCGUCGCCUAGUCGACUUGCACCGGAAGACCAGCGCCUCCGAGAGUCCCUCUCGACGUAUUCUUUGCAAAACGCAUCCCACUCGCGACCCAUGUCGAGGCCCACGACGCCUCCAGGCGUGCCGUUCUCGAACGGUGGCGGCGGUGGCGGCGGCGGGGACGCGUUUGGAAAUUGGUCGUGGAACUCUGCCAACCGGGACAACAAGAACCUGGCCAUCAGAGACCACUCUGGACCACCCACCCGCCGUGGCAGCAUGGCGCAUAUCCUCAACCCUACUGACACGGCCGAGCGUGACGAUGAGGACGAGGACCCUCGAGGCGACGAUGACCGGAAGCGCAAGCGGAUGCAGUGA